Messenger RNA from Coffea arabica (coffee), 1083 nucleotides. RefSeq names its product wall-associated receptor kinase-like 1. Gene Ontology annotation, biological process: protein phosphorylation; cell surface receptor signaling pathway. The record is from RefSeq and is a predicted model, not a curated record. Gene Ontology annotation, cellular component: plasma membrane. Lineage: Eukaryota; Viridiplantae; Streptophyta; Magnoliopsida; Gentianales; Rubiaceae. Gene Ontology annotation, molecular function: ATP binding; protein serine/threonine kinase activity.
AUGCACCGAAAGCUUAAAAAAAUAGAAGAAAAAGAAGCGAAAAAGAAACUCUUCAAGAGAUUGCUGCAGCAGCAGCUAUCAUCAGGUAAGGGAAGUGUGUUUGAAACGAAGCUUUUUGUCACAAAAGAGCUGGAGAAGGCAACAGACAAUUUUAAUGAAAGUCGUAUUCUGGGCAAAGGAGAGCUUGGAACUGUUUACAAAGGAAUGCAGUCAGAUGGAACUAUUGUAGCUGUGAAGAAAUCAAACAAAAUUGACCGGGAUCAACUGUUGCAGUUUAUCAAUGAAGUGCUUAUUCUCUCACAGAUAAAUCACAGGCACAUAGUGAAAUUGUUAGGUUGUUGUUUGGAAACCGAAGUUCCAUUACUUGUUUAUGAAUUUGUGUCAAAUGGAACCCUUUCGCAGCACCUUCAUGAUGACCCAAGCGCUGGAAUGAUCACUUGGGAGAAUCGUUUACGUAUUGCAGCUGAAGUUGCUGGAGCUCUUUCUUAUUUGCACUCAUGCGCUUCAACGGCCAUUUUUCACAGGGACAUCAAGUCAAGCAACAUAUUGUUAGAUGAGAACUACAGGGCGGUUGUCUCCGAUUUCGGGCUGUCACGAUCAGUUGCUAUUGAUAGAACACACUUAACUAUACUAGUCGGAGGCACAUUUGGUUACUUAGACCCAGAGUACAUUCGCUCAGGGCAACCCAAUGAUAAAAGUGACGUUUAUGCCUUUGGAGUUGUUCUUGCUGAACUUCUAACAGGCCAAGAGGCUGUCUCUUCAGAUAAGUCUGAUGUUGGUUUGGUUAUCCGGUUUCUAUCAUCCAUGAAGGAAAACCGAUUGUUUGAAAUCUUGGACAAGAUUGUCGCUGAUGAAGGCCUAGAAGAGGAAAUUCUUUUUGUUGCUAAGCUUGUCAAAAGAUGCCUAAAACUCAAUGCAAGGAAAAGGCCAGGCAUGAAGGAGAUAGCUGCUGAACUUGAACAACUGAGGAGAAUAAAGGAAGGGUCAAUAGAUAAACAAAAUUUUCAGGAUGGUUAUUGCUCAAUAAGCGAAAAAUCUGAUUUUUGCAAUGUUGAUUUAAUUACUGAAGAUACCGAUGAGUAG